Molecule: messenger RNA, 2613 nt
Organism: Rhinichthys klamathensis goyatoka
Lineage: Eukaryota; Metazoa; Chordata; Actinopteri; Cypriniformes; Leuciscidae
Gene: ripk4
Product: receptor-interacting serine-threonine kinase 4
Exons: 8
Coding region: 138-2609 (823 amino acids)
Biological process (GO): protein phosphorylation
Molecular function (GO): protein kinase activity; ATP binding; protein binding
Source: RefSeq, a predicted model, not a curated record
GGCCAGACAGAAGCCGUCUGUACAGACAGGAAAAAAACAAGGAACAGUUCACAACCUGUUUGUCUUUGACAAAAAAACGUUUUUUAUAUGAAAAAGAGAAUCCAGAUUGCACAGGAUCUUGUUUAACAGCUUGAAAAAUGGACGUCCCAGAGAAUUCCCCAGGGAUUAUGGGACUUCUGAAAACUUUUGACGCUUCAGAGUUUGGGAGUUGGGAAAAGAUUGGCUCCGGCGGCUUCGGACAGGUGUACAAAGUACGACAUAUUCAAUGGAAAACAUUGCUGGCGAUCAAGUGCCCUCCCAGUCUUCAUUCAGAUGACAAGGAGCGUGCCGAACUCUUGGAGGAGGCCAAGAAGAUGGAGGCGGCUAAGUUCCGCUACAUCCUCCCCGUGUACGGCAUUUGCAGCGACCCGCAGGGAUUGGUGAUGGAAUACAUGGAGACAGGCUCUCUGGAAACUCUACUGGCCUCAGAGCCACUGCCCUGGGAGCUGCGUUUCCGUAUCAUCCAUGAGGCUGCGGUGGGGAUGAACUUCCUGCAUUGCAUGAACCCGCCCCUACUUCAUCUUGACCUUAAACCCGCUAACAUCCUGCUCGACGCGCACUACCACAUCAAGAUUUCUGACUUCGGCCUAGCAAGGUGGAACGGCUUUUCCAGGAAUGACGAUAUUAGCCGUGAUGGGUUUUGUGGCACCAUCGCUUACCUCCCUCCAGAGAGGAUUAUAGAAAAAGACAGAAUCUCUGACAUUAAACACGACGUGUACAGUUUUUCGAUUGUUAUCUGGGGAAUUCUCACACAGAAGAAGCCAUAUCAAGGAGACAAUAACAUCCUGCACAUAAUGGUGAAGGUGGUGAAGGGUGUUCGUCCAGACCUCAGCGUUAUUCCCCGCAGUCGUCCCCAGGCCUGCUCAGGGUUCCUGGCCCUUAUGCAGAAGUGCUGGGUACAUUCUCCUGAAGCCAGACCCAGUUUUCAAGAGAUCACUUCAGAAGCUGAGGAUCUGUGCACCAAACCUCAUGAUGAGUCCAGAGCUUCCAUUUCUUCAGAACCAGAAUGUUCCCCCUGCCCUGCCCCAGCCUCCAGUGAACAGACUAGCAACCAAAAGCCAGUGAGGCCAAAGUCAGCCAUGUUACCUGAGAAAGACUGCAGCCUCUCUGAGUUGCUGUCUCAGAUCGACUCAGGCUUCUCACGCAGUUUUAGCGAUGUCAAAGAGGAGUCCCUUGAGAGCAAAGACAACACCAGCAAGAGACUGUCAGGCAUCUCCUCUGUGGACUCAGCUUUCUCAUCCCAAGGCUCGAUUACAUUGUCCUUUGAGAAGGAAAAUGCUGUGAAUGAAUCCAGUGAGUUACAGAAGAAGAAGCUUUGUGAAGCCAUUCGCACAGAGGACAUCGCUAAGCUGAUGAAGAUCCUCCAGCCACAAGAUGUUGACUUGCUCUUGGAGGGUGGCAGCAACCUGCUCCACUUCGCCGUGAUUCUGGCAAAUGAGGAAGCAGUUAAGUUUCUGCUGCUUAGCAACUGCAACCCUAAUUUGCCCAAUACUCAAGGAGCCACACCCCUCCACCUGGCUGCCGAAAAGCGGCUGAAGGGAGUGUCCGAGAUUCUCCUGAGCCGCAAGACGACAAAUGUCAACGCCAAGGACGAGGACCAGUACACACCUCUGCACUUCACAGCCCAGAACGGCGACGAGGCCCUGACACGUUUACUCCUAGACCGUUCCGCUUCCAUUAACGAAAUAGACUCUCAGGGACGCACGCCGACGCAUAUUGCCUGCCACCACGGACAAGAGAACGUGGUUAGGGUCUUGCUAAGUCGUGGUGCUGAUGUCCAUGUCAAAGGCAAAGACGACUGGACGGCACUACACCUGGCUGCCUGGAAAGGCCAUUUGGGAAUUGUGAAGCUCCUGGUGAAGCAGGCAGGUGCCGAUGUUGAUGGACAGACAUCGGACGGGCGCACUCCGCUCCAUCUGGCGUCUCAAAGAGGCCAGUACCGUGUGGCACGGAUCCUGGUGGAGCUCGGCGCUAACGUGCACCUGACCUCCGACGGCCUCCACAGUCCUCUUCACGUGGCCGCGGAAACGGGCCACACCAGCACUUCAAGACUGCUUGUGAAACACGGCGCAGAUAUUCACGGCCGGACAGCCAUCGGCUGCACCGCCUUGCACCUGGCAUCCCAGAGAGGCCACCUCCCGACGGUUAAAAUGCUUCUGGCGGAGGGUGCUGAGCCUGAGAGCUCCAACCAUGGCCUUCGCACGGCGUGUCACCUGGCUGCCGAGAACGGCCACUGCGAGGUCCUCCGAGAGCUUCUGCAGAGCUUCCCCGACGUCGCUAAUGCUCAAGACAGAACUGGAUUCACUCCACUUCACCUGGCUGUACGUGGUGGCCACAAAGAUGCCAUCUGCGUCCUGCUGGAACGUGGUGCCGACGCAGCACCACUGUCUCCGCAGUUUGCCAGAGAGCGCUCGUUUGACUACACAUCGGAAUCGGAGCCAGAGAGUCCGAAUCCUCUCACCCCGACAAAACUGGAGAGGAAAGUGGUUAUUCUGAAACUCACCAGCCACAAAAAUAUUGACGGCACACUGAUACCCGUAGACUCGUUGUGUGAAUCGGCGCCUUGUUGAGGGU